AUGGUUACACGUGGUGAAUCAUACACCCAGCGCCUGUAUGCCAGCUCGUUUAGCGAGCAGUUCAAAGUCCAGACCCAGCAGCAGCCCUCCUCUUCUGGACUUGGAGAAUGUCCAGGUAACCAAGUUCCGGCUGGCCCACAGGCUCCUUAUGAUGCCAGAGCAUCUCUUCUGCUGAAUACGGGUCAUAACGACGAUCCUCAAACUGCUUCAGCCCUUGAUUUCUACUAUGGUACUGUUUCAAAACUUGAUCUUGAGUCACCGGUACCUGACCCAGGCACCAAUUCCCCAGGAGCUCCACACCCCCAGUCAGCCAUAGGUUCCACUCCAAGUAUGGCCCAUUCCUCAGUUCACAUUCAGGCAGCCCACGGCCUGCAAUCAUCCACUAGGCGUAGCCCAGUUACAGUGGAUAUUUCCGACGGGCCUCCGCCAUCACCAGCUGCUGAUCCCCGAUGGUCAAGUCAGGUGGGGUUGCACAGUAGGAGCCUAUCCAGUACAAUACAUGUGAUGCCAGGCAGGUCGACAUCAUCAGACCUCCCUCUGCGGCCUGAGAGCGUAAAAAAUAUUAUGGCUUCACCUGUUCCACCAGAGACAUCCCCAAGGGUGUUUAGCCCAUACUCGGAGGAUUAUCCAACAGGUCCAGCUUACGUGGCUGUGACUACUUCUACCAUUGAGUCCAUGACUCCACCUAGUGAUCCCUUGCCUGCACCUACACAGAUUGAGAGCCUUGAUGUCGGUGGUUCCGAAGAAGUACCGUUAUAUUCCCUCAUUGACGAGGAACCUCCUCCCCCAGACUUCGACGAGUCGCAAUCCAUGCGCGGCAUGACCAAGGCGAGCAUGUAUUAUGCUGAAUCGCCCAUAGUGCUAGCACCUCCUGAUGUGCCCUCACCACACGGGUCCGAUGCUGUAUCUGGGGCCAUACCUUCAUCAAGUGCAAAUACUCCUUCAUUCAUUGGGGCUCCUCACACACUUUCUCCAGCACCACUUUUGGGAUCUCCGCGAAUGUCGCUGGCUAUGCCAGACGUAAUGUCAUACCCUAUGGGAAUAGUACUGGAGGAUGUUAAGGAGAACUUGUAUGGUUACUUUGUAAAGGACUUGAUGCCUGACAAGUCAUUAUCGCACCCAUCCAUGGAGGCUUCAUCGUCAUCUCGCACACAAUUCCGACAGGUAGUUUCAGACAGGCAACCUAGGUAUAACACCAUUCCUCAGGACAUACCACAUCCUCCUAUUUCUCUAGCAGUCUCUCUAUGCAAUGACGCCUCUGCGGAGGCAUUUUCUACAGCACCAUUGCCUGCUCUUCCACUGAGGCGUCCUGUAGCUGCUUCACCAGCACCCAUCACAACAGCACCAUUACCUACUCUUCCACUGAGACAUCCUGGAACUUCUACACCAGCAUCCAUCACAGCAGCACCAUUGCGUGCUCUUUCACCGAGGCAUCCUGUACCUUCUACAGCAGCACCCAUCACAGCAGCACCAUUGCCUGCUCCUCCACCAAGGCAUCCUGCUCUUCCGUCGAGGCAUCCUGUAGCGUCUACACCAGUGCCUGUCGUAACUUUCACACCUUCACCCACGAUGCCUGCGCGUCCCCAUACAUUAAACCCAAGGUCAUCACAUAUGAAUCCGGGCAACUUUAGACCAGCAACUUCCUCGCCUCUUCGACCCAGUAGCAGCCACCAACCAACACGCCUACCUCUUACUCCUGGAGUCAGGAGAGGGUUUACAUUCCCUCCUUCAUCAGCGGGUACUGUAGCUUCUACACCAGCACCCGUCACAGCUUUCACAGCUUCACCUGCGAUGCUUGCACAUCCUCAUACAUUAAACCCAAGGCAUCCGGUCAACUUUGGAGCAACUUCCUUGCCUUCUCAACCUGGUAGCAGCCACCAACCAAUGCACCUACCUCUUCCUCCCAGAGUCAGGGCAGGACCCACAUUCCCUCCUUCCUCAGCGGGUACUGUAGCUUCUACAUCAGCGCCCGUCACAGCUUUCACAGCUUCACCCGCAAUGCCUGCACGUCCUCAUACAUUAAACCCAAGGCAUCCGGUCAACUUUAGACCAGCAACUUCCUUGCCUCUUCGACCCAGUAGCAGCCACCAGCCAAUGCACCUACCUCUUCCUCCUAGAGUCAGGGCGGUGUAG
Molecule: messenger RNA, 2133 nt
Organism: Suillus plorans
Lineage: Eukaryota; Fungi; Basidiomycota; Agaricomycetes; Boletales; Suillaceae
Exons: 1
Coding region: 1-2133 (710 amino acids)
Source: RefSeq, a predicted model, not a curated record